Molecule: messenger RNA, 4488 nt
Organism: Beta vulgaris subsp. vulgaris (sugar beet)
Lineage: Eukaryota; Viridiplantae; Streptophyta; Magnoliopsida; Caryophyllales; Amaranthaceae
Product: protein DETOXIFICATION 45, chloroplastic-like
Exons: 16
Coding region: 2170-3966 (598 amino acids)
Biological process (GO): transmembrane transport
Cellular component (GO): membrane; chloroplast
Molecular function (GO): xenobiotic transmembrane transporter activity; antiporter activity
Source: RefSeq, a predicted model, not a curated record
CAAAUGUUUAAUAGUUACGAGAAAGGUCUACAAAAGAUAAGAUUUUAACUAAAACUUUCAUAUUUACGAGAAAAGAUUAUAAAAAAAGGUAUGUAUCUCUCUUGAGUUGAGAUUGGUUUGAAUAGGAGGAUGUUCCUCCUAAUACAGAUAGUUUGUUUUCAAAGCUUGAAUUAUAGAAUAGUUACGGAAAAAGAUUUAUGGAUAGUUUUAUGUUUUUAAACUGGUUGGGAUUGCCUUUAUGGUGUCUCAAGGAAUUGGAACCUUGUCGGCAUCGUCUCGACAUUACAAAAUAGUUGGGGGUACUUUGAUCAGUACCUCGGCCUUAGAUCUUCUGUUGGGGUUUGGCCGUAUGUAGGGUGUGCAAACUAGGGGUCUUUGUCUAUAAUUAUCCGGAGGGCCUAGCUAGCCCAAAGGCAAGGAAAGUUCGUUCCAUUCCCUAGGUUUAUGAUUCUUUCUUCGUGAAAGAAAAAGGAAAGCAAGGAUUUGUUUGGAAAAGGAAAAAAAAAAGAAAGAUUUCGAAAAAAAGAAAAAGAAAGGAUUUGAUUUAAAGAAGGAAAUAGAAAGGAUUUGAUUUAGAAAUAGAAAAGAAAGGAUUUGUUUUAGAAAAGAAAGAAAGAAAUGAUUUUAUAAAGUUUGUUAUUUUAUUUAUAUGUUUUGAAAGAAAAAUGAUUUGUAGGAUAUGAUUAAUGCAUCCUACCUGCAUAUAUAAUUGGCUUUACAAUAUGGAAUCUUUCUCAGCCAAACUGGCUGAUAUUAUAUGCAGGUACAUGAAGGUAGUAUUAUUGAUGAAGGUCUGAUAUAUGUUAUUCAUAUUAUUUGUAUCGCGGCGAGGACGACCGGCUGUGUAAUAUUAUAGUUAAUAGUUAAUUUGUAAUUAAAUUAAAAAGAUUUGAGUUUGUAAAGUUUUAAAAUUGUUUGGAUUGCUGGAUUUUGUGGAUACAGGAUUAUGAAUCGGACGCGAGUCCUAAAUUAAGUUUUAGGCGGUCCAUAUUACAAAUGGAAUUCUGCUGAAUUUUCUGUAGAAUUUUAAUAACAUAUCUAGCUGUUUAAAAUAUUUGAGGAUCACUUAAUAUAGUUUAUAAGAGUUAGAGGUUCUAAUAUAUUCAUUGGAUUCUAAAAGUUUUAGUAAGUUAAGCGUUUUUGAGGUCCACACUCGUGGUAAGUGUGAUGGUAAUGACCCGGAUUAGGAUGUCCGCUGUGUUUAGUUCCUAAUUAGGUUGGUUGUAGAUUCGGGUUGUUACAGUCUCUGUUACCCGGACUCGGCAAAUUUCGCCAAAUACCUGUGUCGGUACGACACUGACACGGGUACGAAAUACGCGUCGGAUCCUUUACUUUGCACUCGGACACGGCCAAAGUAGAAGAGGGAGAAACAGAAACCCUAAAUCUAACAAAAGAGAAAUACAAAUAAAGAAAAAACACAAGAUCUAUUACCAAUUUCGCUCCAUAUCUUCAACUUCAUAGAAUUGGAGAUUGAUUUGUACCAAAUAAUAACGAUAUCACCUUCAAUUUUCAGAUCUAGGGUUUGAGUAGUAAACCCUAGAUCUGAAAAUUGAAAGCGAAAGCGUCGAGAUUAUAAAAGAGAGAGUGGGGCUUUUGCACGUCAAGACGAGGCGCAUUUAUUAGUUGAAUUUGCUCGCCGUCGAUGAUCCGACGAGUUCACCGGCAAAAAUGAAGAUCCAUCUUCUACUUUGUGGGUGAGGUUCUGAAAGGUCGAAGUGAAGAGGGAGAAAAACAGAAUGGGUGGGCCAGAGGUUUGUUUUAACUUUUUUAAUUAAAAAGAUUGGUGGGCCAAGGAGAUUUCUUUUUUAUUUUUGACAGCAACAAAAGAGAUUUUGAAUGUAUUUAAUUAUUUCUUUUCAAAUAUUAUCAUAGUGUACAUACUUUAUCUUUUUGACUUUUUUUUGCUGUUCCCUUAUUUUUUUUUUGAUGUUUUCCAUAUCUGUGUCUUCACUCUUCAUUCUUAAAUUUUAGUUUCUAAAUUUUAAGUAAUAUUAAUAAUAAAAAAUUAUUUUCGCGUACCCGUACCCGUGUCCAAAUUUCGGAGAGAGUCCCCGUGUCCUGAUUUUUUGGAAUUGCCGUACCCGACACUCGGAUCCGUACCCGUUUCCGACACUCCUAGCCGAGUCCAGAUUUUUUAUGGGCUGAGGGACAACAUAAAAAGCUUCAAGAAUGACAGCUGCACAACUUUGUGGUGGGAAAAUCUCAGCAGCAUUUGCUAGCACUAGGAGAAGAUGGAGCAUGGCAAACAAGACAUCUGGUUCAAAUUCCAUGGGCCGAUCAUUUGGAUCUUGUUCUUCAUUAGCAGCUAUUCGGAAGAGAUGUGAAGAUGUUUCUGGACGCUAUUAUCUGUCUGCUGACAGAAGAAAGUUUUCUCAGGAAGCCGUUAUUCGUUGUAGAAAGCCUUUUCAGAAUGUGACAUAUAGUCUAGUGAGUUCCGAAUGCAGUAUGGAGCCUUGUGAUGUGGAGGAUGAUUCUCAUGACUUAGUGGAAACAGUUGCCGAGGAGGCUUCUCUCAAAAAGGAUGAUGAUAAUGGUGUAAGCGAGUCCGUAUUUCAGCCUCCCAAUCAGUUGCCCCCUCAGAAUGUUAAACGGGAGCUUAUUAUGCUUUCUUUGCCCGCAUUAGCUAGCCAGGCCAUUGAUCCUAUGGCGCAGCUGAUGGAGACAGCUUAUAUUGGCAGAUUAGGAGCUGUACAACUAGCAUCAGCUGGUGUUUCUAUGUCAAUCUUUAAUAUUAUUUCGAAGCUAUUCAACAUACCACUUCUAAGUGUUGCUACUUCUUUCGUAGCGGAAGAUAUAUCAAAGUCUUCUUCAGAUGGUCAUGAAGAGUUCGAAAGAAAACAGUUGUCAUCAGUUUCUACAGCAUUGUUACUCGCUGCAGGCAUUGGCAUCAUUGAGGCCCUAGCUUUACUCUUGGGAACCGGAUCAUUCCUCAGUUUGAUGGGUAUCUCAUCAGAUUCUCCAAUGCGAGUUCCGGCGCAGAGAUUUUUAUCACUUAGAGCUCUUGGUGCCCCUGCUGUAGUAAUGUCAUUAGCUCUUCAGGGAAUCCUAAGAGGCUUCAAAGACACCAAAACUCCUGUAUUCUGUCUAGCUCGGCAGGGAAUCCUAAGGGAAUUCAAGGACACCAAAUCCCCUGUAUUCUGUUUAGGCGUCGCUAAUCUUGCAGCUGUUUUCAUGUUCCCACUCUUUAUAUAUUAUUUUCAGAUGGGUGUUACUGGAGCAGCCACUGCUACUGUUGUUUCUCAAUAUAUUGGUAGCUUCUUGAUGAUUUGGUUUCUUAGCAAGAGGGCAAUAUUAUUACCUCCAAAAUUGGGAGAUUUGAACUUUGGAGUCUAUUUGAAGUCUGGUGGUUUUCUUAUUGGAAGAACGUUGGCUGUUCUGAUAACUAUGACGAUCGGGACCUCAAUGGCUGCUCGUCAAGGUCCUCUAGCCAUGGCUGCUCAUCAAAUCUGUAUGCAAGUGUGGUUGGCUGUCUCUCUUCUUACUGAUGCAUUGGCAGCAUCUGGUCAGGCUCUGGUAGCUAGUUCAUUGUCAAAAGGUGACUAUAAUACAGUGAAAGAGCUAACCAACUUUGUAUUAAAGAUUGGAAUAAUUACUGGUACCGCCUUAGCUGUGCUAUUGGGAUCCUCUUUUGGUUCUUUAGCGAACUUGUUCACCAAGGAUUAUGCUGUGUUACAGAUUGUUAAAUCUGGCACUUGGUUUGUCAGUGCAAGUCAGCCUCUCAACUCUCUAGCUUUCAUUUUUGACGGUCUCCAUUAUGGCGCUUCAGAUUUCCCCUACGCUGCUUGUUCCAUGAUUUUGGUAGGAGCAAUAUCAUCCGCUGUCCUGCUCUAUGCUCCGUCAGUGAUUGGUCUUCGUGGUGUAUGGCUCGGACUGACUCUCUUUAUGGGCUUGCGCAUGGCUGCUGGAUUUUUCAGAAUUCAAUCAAAGAAUGGUCCAUGGUGGUUCUUGCACACAGACUCGCAGUGACUUGCAGGGAUUAAUCAACUUGGAUCCGACUGAUAUAGUUAGCAUCAGCAACCUAAGUGUUACAGGACAUCGGUUCUUCAAGGUAAUAAAGAGAUCAUCCAUGAUUUCUUCGUUUGGUUUGGGCAAAAUAUUCACCAUAGGUAAUUACUAUACAUUCCUUGCUGUAAAUUGGUUCUUGUAAGCGAAUAGGGCAAUAGGCACAACCAUUGAGUAGAGUAAUUUAACAUCAGACUAGGCCAAAUGAGGGUUUAAUUAAUGUGUUGAAACCAAAAUUUGAUAAUUGUAUUACAUUUUGAAGGAGUAAACAAAUUUUCAUUUCUAACCAAGGAUGUCUUGGCCUAGUGGUUAAGAUUGAGGUGCGGUAAACAAUAGGUUGCAGGUUCGAAUCCUCCCUUUCUUUGUACUUUUCCACCUUCGUGACUCAUAUGGCUAAAAAAAACAAAAUUUCCAUUCUUUGGUAUUAAGCAAUUUCUCGCUAUUAUUUUUGUUGGUUAUUAUUAAUUAUUACAUUUUGAAGGAGUA